CACACUUGGCUGCAAUGGCUGUCACCUCCAACAGGCCGCUUGCCAGGGACAGAGAGCUCAGGAACAGCCAAGGAGACUAGAACUGCUCAGCUGGGGACAUGGAGCCUAGGGGGCCCUGGCAGACCCCCAAGCCUCUCCUGGGUUGUCCUGGCCAAUUCACAGGGAGGCUGACCCCAGCUUCCAGGAAUAAAAGAUUCUGACCUCUCCGUGGCAAUGAGCCCCUGUCCCAGGGGUGUGCGGGAGAUCCCUGGUUAUCUUGAGGUGUCUCCAGGGUAUAUCCGCUGAAACCCCACCUCCUCUUCACUGCCCACUGAGCCUGGGACCAGCUGCUGGUCACGUGCUUGGCCCUGUAGCGUGCUCCCCAGUGUGCUUCCCGCCCCCUGCCGCGGCGCCUCCCGGCUCACCUCCCCACCCCACCUGCCAGCUGCGGCUCUCCGCGGGAGAUCUCACCGUUCUGGAGACGGGGCUCGCUCGCUCUCAUUGUAGACUGGAAGAACGGGCUGUCUGGGCCUUAGGAAAGGCCCACGCUGUAUAAGGCAUGGGGAAAGGAAAGGAAGAAAGGCAAGGAACAAGAAGGAGGGCUUCCAACUGCCGCUUCCUGCCGGCUGCAGGCCUCCCUUCCUAAGCUGAGCUGAGGCUUCCUCUCCACGGGCUGGGGAGGAGGCGCCAGGAGGCCUCGGCGGGUCCGCAAUUGGCCUGGACGGCAGUUCUCACGAAAGGUCCUGGGCCGGCAUCAUCAGCCUCACCUGGGAACUGGUUAGAACUACAAAUUCCCUCGGCCCCACCCAGACCCACGUCAAGGGCAGCUGUGGAGUGGGGCGCGGCGAUGCGCGCGUUAACAGCCCUCCAGGCUUCUUAGCCCGGGCUUGGACAGCCGCCCUCCGGCCAGCGGGGAUGAGGCUGCGCUGCGCUCCGGGAGCGCCAAUGGCGUGACUGGCCCCGCGCGGAGCAGCGACAGUGCCCGGCCACCCCGCGUCUCCGCCGGGAGCCAUGAAUCUCAGUAGCGCCAGUAGCACGGAGGAAAAGGCAGUGACGACCGUGCUCUGGGGCUGCGAGCUCAGUCAAGAGAGGCGGACUUGGACCUUCAGACCCCAGCGGGAGGGGAAGCAGAGCUGCAGGCUGUUGCUUCAUACGAUUUGCUUGGGGGAGAAAGCCAAAGAGGAGAUGCAUCGCGUGGAGAUCCUGCCCCCAGCAAACCAGGAGGACAAGAAGACGCAGCCGGUCACCAUUGCCUCGCUCCAGGCCUCAGUCCUCCCCAUGGUCACCAUGGUAGGGGUGCAGCUUUCUCCCCCAGUUACUUUCCAGCUCCGGGCUGGCUCAGGACCCGUGUUCCUCAGUGGCCAGGAACGUUAUGAAGCAUCAGACCUAACCUGGGAGGAGGAGGAGGAGGAGGAAGAAGAAGGGGAGGAAGAGGAAGAGGAGGAGGAAGACGAUGAGGAUGAGGAUGCAGAUGUAUCUCUGGAGGAGGAAAGCCCCGUCAAACAAGUCAAAAGGCUGGUGCCCCAGAAGCAGACGAGCGUGGCUAAGAAAAAAAAGCUGGAAAAAGAACAAGAGGAAAUAAGGCACACGGGUAUGGAAGUGCUGGAGGGUGGCAUCACCUUUCUGGAAGAGCAUUACAACGUUCUUAUCUUGGGACCUAAUUCCACUGAAGGCAAUUCCUUCCACAGAAUUCCAUCCAAAAUUCAGGGGAAAUUAUCUGCACUAAGAUGCUUCUCAUGGCCAGGUGCGGUGGCUCAUGCCUGUAAUCCCAGCACUUUGGGAGGCCAAGGCAGGCGGAUCACUUGAAAUCAGGAGCUCGAGACUAGCCUGGUCAACAUGAUGAAACCCUGUCUCUACUAAAAAUAAAAAAUUAACCAGGCCUGGUGGCAUGCCUGUAAUCCCAGCUACACAGGAGGCUGAGGCAUGAGAAUUGCUUGAGCCCGGGGAGAAGUUGCAGUGAGCCAAGAUGAUGCCACUGCGCUCCAGCCUGGAUGACAGAGCGAGACUUGGUCUCAAAAAACAAAAUUAAAAAAAGACACUUAUCACGGCAUUAUUCGAAUAGUGAAAAAAUGGAAGCAUUCUAAAUGUCUACCAAUAUAAAAAUCAACUAAGCUACAUCUCUCUUCUCAAUGGAAUAUUACAUAAUGCUUAUGAAGAAUAUAGCGACCCGGAACGUAUGUGUAUAGUUUUGGUUUGUUUGUUUAAUGAAACAGGGUUUUGCUCUGCCAUCCAGGCUGGAGUGUGAUGGCACAAUCAUGGCUCACUGCAGCCUUAACUUCCUGGGCUCAAGCGAUCCUCCCACCUCAGCUUUCCAAGUAGCUAGGACUAUAGGCAUGUGCCACUGUGCAUGGCUAACUUUUAAGUUUUGUGUAGAGACAGGGUCUUUCUAUGUUGCCCAGGCUGAUCUCAAACUCCUGGCCUCAAGCAAUCCUCCUGCCUCAGCCUCCCAAAGCACUGGAAUUACAAGUGUGAGCCUCUGCACCUGACAAGAAUAUUGAUAGUUCAUAUAGCAGGAUAUAAAGUCAUUUUUAUUUUAUUUCACAUAUUUUUUAAAAGAGUUUGACCAGGCCGGGUGCGGUGGUUCACGCCUGUAAUCCCAGCACUUUGGGAAGCCAAGGUGGAAGGAUCACUUGAGGUCAGGAGUUCAAGACCAGCCUGGCCAACAUAGCAAAACCCUGUCUCUACUAAAAAUACAAAAUUCAGCUGGGCGUGGUGCCAUGUGCCUGUAAUCCCAGCUACUCGGGAGGCUGAGGCAGGAGAAUCACUUAGACCCGGAAUGCAAAGGAUGCAGUGAGCCAAGAUCACACCACUGCACUCCAGCCUGGGCAACAGAGCAAGACUCCAUCUCAGAAAAAAAAAAAAGUUUGACCAAAAAAAAAAUAAUAACCCCGAAAGAAAAUACACCAAAAUGUUUAGUGUGGGCAGUAAACUAUAAGUAAUGUA
Molecule: messenger RNA, 2922 nt
Organism: Symphalangus syndactylus (siamang)
Lineage: Eukaryota; Metazoa; Chordata; Mammalia; Primates; Hylobatidae
Gene: NPM2
Product: nucleophosmin/nucleoplasmin 2
Biological process (GO): positive regulation of DNA replication; chromatin remodeling
Cellular component (GO): cytoplasm; nucleoplasm; nucleolus
Molecular function (GO): RNA binding; chromatin binding; histone binding
Source: RefSeq, a predicted model, not a curated record